Molecule: messenger RNA, 1869 nt
Organism: Ectocarpus siliculosus
Lineage: Eukaryota; Phaeophyceae; Ectocarpales; Ectocarpaceae
Source: the annotation of a GenBank genome assembly
ACAUACCGUUGGGAGCUCCAUCUCUUCUCUUGCUCGAUCUGCUCUCUCCAGAUCAUGACUGGCAAUGCAUCAGCCAAUGAAAACUCGCACCUGGCCCCGGAAGGUGUCGGAGCUGACUAUGGGAAGGACGUGAGGAAUGCUUUUAUGACAGGAGACCAACAGGCAUCCAGGCUCCUUCACGAUGCACGCGCAGGCCAGGCCCACGAUGAAGCGCACAGUGAAAAGGGAGACUAUCUCAAGGCGAUGGUGUUUGGCGGUCUCGAUGGCAUCUUGACAAGCUUCGCUAUCGUCGCGGGCGCGGCAGGAGGACAUCUCCCGGUAGCUGUGGUUCUGGUGCUAGGAUUCAGCAACAUAUUCGCAGAUGCACUGAGUAUGGGUGUUGGCGAGUACCUCAGCAGCAAGGCCCACAAUGAGUACGUCAUGGCAGAAAAGAGACGGGAAGAAUGGGAGCUGAAGAAUCACCGGGAAGGAGAAAUAUUGGAGAUGGUCGAGAUAUUCGAGGAACGAGGGAUGAGCCGACAAGAUGCGGAGGACGUGAUCGGGAAAAUGGCGAAGUACGAUGACUUUUUUGUCAAUCUUAUGAUGAACGAGGAACUUGGUCUACAGGUACCGACGGGUGACGAUGACGACACAGUCAAGGAGGGCUUCGUCAUGUUCCUUUCCUUCGCGUUUUUCGGUGCUAUGCCUCUUCUGGGGUAUGUCAUCGUACCGUUGAUCAAGCCUGAUUCGUCACCAGCGAUUCUGUUUUUCGUUGCGUGCUUGGUGACUGCGGCCAGCUUGUUCGGCAUGGGCGCAAUCAAGAGUCAAUUCGGCACCCGGCACUGGUGCACCUCCGGCACAGAAAUGCUCUUCCUAGGAGGAUCGUGCGCUGCGCUGGCUUUCGAAAUAGGAAAGGCGGUGGACGGGCUCAUCGGCCAAAAUCACGGCUAAUUGCGCGCGGCCGUGCACUGCUGUGCGGCGUACGUUGGUGUAGAUGGGAGUAUUUUACGCACAGCGUGCGAGGCUUACGUUGUUGGCUAUGAAGCUACGCGUUUUUAUGCCGGUGCGCUGAGUAGAAGUUGAACACACGUCGUUCGAGCACGUCGUGCUACAGCAGCUAGCCCGGAAGCGGGUAUUGAUUCCAGGGUCGUAACCGCUCGCUCUUGGGGGAAAGCAAUAUCACAAUCGCGAAAGCGUUCUAUUCAUGAUGUGCCUGGGCUAUCUGCCUAGCUACCGAUAUCACUCCGUGCCUGCAGACUCUCCUCCUUGUGAGCUGCCGUCGUCGCGAUGUUCUGAGCCUCCGCCCCGACUUCUUCUACGACUACCACUGGGCAAAAGGACGCUGCCUCAUCCUUUUGCACGAUUUCGUGCAGGCAUAGUUUCGUGAGGCGCGCCCUUAUUCUUUGGAUGAGUGUGCCUAGCUGCUCGUCCUCCGCUUUGUCCUCCAGCUCCCAACGACGCGAGUGGAACACGAACAAUGCCAGGACAGCUGGCAGAUGCCACAGCGACGCCUUGAAGACUCCUCUGGCGUUUGCAUUGGAUUUGUCCCCAUCAAAUCGGUAGGCGUGGUAGAGGAGGUACGCAUUGAAAGCUGUGCCCUCUACCGCGAACAUCCAGCUCGUAGCAUCCAGAGCGGCUGCUGCUAACGGAAUGGGCACAAGGUACCAAGAGUACCGUGUCACGAGGCUUGCUGUUCUACUCCCUGUUGGAUCGGCGCAUGGGACCAUCGCGAAGCCCCCUCUGGCGUAGUCCUCACGGUGAAGCCAGGCAAGAGAGAAGAAGUGCGGAAAUUGCCACAUGAAAAGGUACGUGGCCAACAACAGCGGCUCCACGGCGACCAAUUCGCCUGUGGCGGCUGCCCACCCCAUCAAAGGCGGCACGGCGCCAACA